ACGAUUUAUUAUAAAAGCCCCAGGACGAAUCAGGGCCAUGGCCAUCUGUUUCUUUUUUCUCUCCGGUUAAGUAGGAUUGUAGGAAUAGCGAAUAACGGGAGAGAAACAAAUGGCGUCGUGGAAUUCGAUUCCGCUGGAAAUCACUUACGAAACUCUUGGUUGGAUCUCUUUCAUUUCAUGGUCCGUCAGUUUCUACCCUCAAGUCAUCUUAAAUUUCCGCCGCAAAAGUGUUAUAGGUUUGAACUUUGAUUUCGUGGUGCUUAAUUUGACGAAGCACUCCUCCUACUUGAUCUACAAUGUCUGUCUCUACUUUAGCCCCGCUAUUCAGAAACAGUACUUUCAGAAGUACGGCUACGAUCAGAUGAUUCCUGUGGCUGCAAAUGAUGUGGCGUUUUCUAUACAUGCUGUUCUGUUGACAGAGAUCACCUUGUUGCAAAUUGCAAUCUAUGAACGUGGAGUUCAAAAAGUCUCUAAGACAUCUCUCACGAUUGUAUCUGCUGUGUGGUUAACUGCUGCAGUUUGUUUCUUCGUGGCUCUGCCUAGUCAUUCUUGGCUUUGGCUUUUAAACAUCUUUAACUCAAUUCAAGUUUUUAUGACACUUGUAAAGUACAUUCCCCAGGCAGUGAUGAACUUUAGGCGAAAGAGUACAGAUGGAUUCAGCAUUGGGAAUAUAUUACUUGAUUUUGUUGGAGGGUGUACAAAUUAUACUCAGAUGAUAGUGCAGUCUAUUGAUCAAAAUUCUUGGGUUAACUUCUAUGGCAAUAUAGGGAAGACAUUGCUAUCUUUGGUGUCGGUUUUCUUUGACAUCAUAUUCAUGUGUCAACAUUAUCUUUUAUAUCCGGCCAAGAAAGCAGUAAUCGCUCCUAAACUCAAGAAAGACGUUUCAGACCCACUUCUUAAGUCCUCUGAUUCUGAUCACCCUGAGCUAGAAAAUGUGUAAUGCUCACAAAUCACUACUGAUUGUAAUUUACAAGGAAGAGACCUAUGUACGAUACUGUACAAAAUUACACUGUUUCCACAACAGUCUUCUGUUUGAUUUUCUCAAUAUUUGUACAGAAGAUACUGGAAAUUGCUAUAAAGUAUAAAAUGUAAUUUUAAAAAGGUAUUCAUAGUAAAGCAGCUUCACCAUAUUAUUAA
Molecule: messenger RNA, 1137 nt
Organism: Pistacia vera
Lineage: Eukaryota; Viridiplantae; Streptophyta; Magnoliopsida; Sapindales; Anacardiaceae
Product: cystinosin homolog
Exons: 8
Coding region: 110-940 (276 amino acids)
Biological process (GO): L-cystine transport
Cellular component (GO): vacuolar membrane
Molecular function (GO): L-cystine transmembrane transporter activity
Source: RefSeq, a predicted model, not a curated record